UCGACAUCCCUAACGCAUCCCACACGUGUUUUUUAUAUUUACUGUGAGAAAAGACGCACAUUUUAAUAUAUUUCAUUCAAAAUGUAUCUUAUGUACACAAUUAACGAAAACGGCGAGCGCGUUUAUACUCUGAAGAAACGCACUGAGGACGGACAUCCCACCUUGUCCGCACAUCCAGCGCGAUUCUCACCGGAGGAUAAAUACUCUCGCCAGCGCAUCACCAUUAAGAAGCGCUUUGGACUGAUGCUCACCCAGAAGCCAGAGCCCAUCUAUUAAGCCAGAGCUGUAGUUUAAAUUAGCUUAAAACUUUAUUUACAAAUAAUAAGAAACAUAAAAAAA
This is a messenger RNA of Drosophila innubila, 339 nucleotides long. It is a transcript of the gene Nop10, whose product is annotated as H/ACA ribonucleoprotein complex subunit 3. Gene Ontology annotation, molecular function: telomerase RNA binding; box H/ACA snoRNA binding. The coding region runs from base 82 to 276 and encodes 64 amino acids. NCBI's taxonomy places the organism in Eukaryota, Metazoa, Arthropoda, Insecta, Diptera, Drosophilidae. The record is from RefSeq and is a predicted model, not a curated record. Gene Ontology annotation, cellular component: box H/ACA telomerase RNP complex; box H/ACA snoRNP complex. The transcript has 2 exons. Gene Ontology annotation, biological process: snRNA pseudouridine synthesis; ribosome biogenesis; positive regulation of telomerase RNA localization to Cajal body.